AUGACUGCUACUCGAAUGGUGGAAAUGCUUACUAGGCUGAUCGCUAGGCUUCUUUGCGGGAAUUUCCUUACUUCAUUGCCCAAAAAACCAAUUAUCAUUUCCAUAUUCCUGCCAACUUUAUAUCUCUGGAUCGUCGACUUUUUCUCGCUCCAACGUGGCACAUGGGUGAUUGAACGUGGAACGAAACUGGAUAUACGCCUUGGGGGAACACUGGACCUGGAAGAAGCGCUUUUUUUCCUCAUGACCAACAUGAUGAUUGUAUUCGGUAUGGAGACUAUCGAUCAUGCUCUUGCGAUAGCCGAGUACGAUAUGAUAAUCUGCAAUUUGGCUGACAGCCAUCGACCUUCAUUUUUUCGGAUAUUCUGGUCAUACAUGACCAGCCAAAGAAGGUGCUUCGACACUCCGUUUCUCAAAGGGUUGAACGCAGCCAUUAAAAAACUAUCCCAAAAGAGCCAAACCAUGUAUCUAGGCAGCGCGAUGUUCUCCGAUAGGCUUCGCGUUGACCUUAUCAUGCUAUACUCUUUUUGUCGUGUGAUAGACGAUCUAGUCGACGAAGCCCCAGAUCAUGAAACAGCGCAGGCAAAUAUUAAGGAAGCAUCUCAAGUUUUAAACUGGUGCUUUUCAACUAAACGGCCCUCGGAGCCUCUUUACGGAUACGUUGAUGUCGAAGGGAGCCAUGGACAGACGAAUGAUCUAUCCCCUCUACUUUCCUCUAUAUCGCUACUGCCCACUUCUCGUCUCACCAUAAAGCCACUGCUAGAACUCUUGUCUGGGUUCGAAAUGGAUCUUAGGUUUUCUGUUAAAAACCAGGAAUUUCCAAUUGCGACUGAAUCGGACUUGGAAAUCUACGCUCACUGUGUCGCCGGUACGGUCGCAUCGUCUCUGCUUGAAUUGGUACUCCAUAACUACAAAUUUGGCGAAAGAAGAUAUAGCCAAGCUGAACAAACCGAAAUUAUUCAAUCUGGUCAGCAAAUGGGACAGGCUUUACAGUACGUCAAUAUUGCGCGAGACAUCAAACGAGAUGCCGCAAUCAGCCGAGUUUAUAUUCCGUCUUCAUGGCUGGCAGAGGAAGGGAUGACUCCGAGCGAUGUGCUAGCGAAUCCAGACAAUGACAAACUUGCCGUCUUCGAAGAUCGCAUGCUGCGCAAAGCGAGCGACGCAUAUGGGCAGAGCGUGAAGGCCAUUGGUAAACUACCUAAGAAGGUACGAGGGCCUAUCAAGACAACAGUUGAGAGCUACAUGAUAAUUGGGGAGAUGGUUCGCAAGAGGCGCCAGGCUGGGGUCAAGGAGGAAGGGAAGCUGAAAGUGCCUUUGUGGCGAAGGCUGAGGCUAGCGUGGUGGGAAAUGAAUGUUAGCCAUUAUUCCGGAUGA
Molecule: messenger RNA, 1371 nt
Organism: Penicillium longicatenatum
Lineage: Eukaryota; Fungi; Ascomycota; Eurotiomycetes; Eurotiales; Aspergillaceae
Product: Bifunctional lycopene cyclase/phytoene synthase
Exons: 3
Coding region: 1-1371 (456 amino acids)
Biological process (GO): biosynthetic process
Molecular function (GO): geranylgeranyl diphosphate synthase activity; intramolecular lyase activity
Source: RefSeq, a predicted model, not a curated record